Sphaeramia orbicularis (orbiculate cardinalfish) is the source of this 845-nucleotide messenger RNA. Its product is annotated as heat shock protein 30-like. Gene Ontology annotation, biological process: response to heat; protein refolding. The record is from RefSeq and is a predicted model, not a curated record. Gene Ontology annotation, cellular component: nucleus; cytoplasm. The coding region runs from base 83 to 682 and encodes 199 amino acids. The transcript has a single exon. Lineage: Eukaryota; Metazoa; Chordata; Actinopteri; Kurtiformes; Apogonidae.
CAGUCCCACUGCUGAGACACAAAACAACCCAACCCACCAACAGCUGACAACUACAAGACUGAACAGUGGACACUCUGUGAAGAUGCUGUGCUCUCAUGGGUGGCGGUCUGGUCUCAGUCCACUCCUGGACGUCCACUGGCCUGUACUCAGUCUGCGUCCACAGGUCACACCUCUGCUCUACCAGCAGGAUCUACUGCUCACAAACCUACAGCAGCUGCGCAGUCGUCUGGAGCUGAUGGAGCCACUUCAACACAAGACCCUGGAGCAGACGGAGCCUUUCCAGACCAGCGUGGCCCUCCAACCGCUCUCCUACGAGCUGACCACAGAUGGACAACGCUUUGGCCUGAGCCUGGACACUGGAGGCUUUUCCCCAGAGGAGCUGUCUGUCAGGCAGGUGGGCAGGAAGCUGAGAGUCAGCGGGAAGACGGAGAAGAAGCAGGAGGACGCCAAAGGCUGCUCCUCUUACAGACGCCAGGAGUUCAGACAGGAGCUGGAUCUGCCUGAAGGGGUGAAGCCUGAAACCCUCAGCUGCUACCUGGGUCCAGAUGGGAAGCUCCACAUCCAGGCAGACAAAGCUCCAUGUGUUGAGGAGGCUGAGAGAGAAGUGCCCAUCAACAGGAGCUCAGAGGAGAAAACCCAGACAGAAGGAGGCAGCAGCACCCAGAUCCACAACAGCACAUAGGACGCAACACACACCAUGGACUGAACUAUUAGAUGAUACACAUGGAACCAAUGGACUCAUCUGAACUGUUUUAAAUCAGGAUCACCACAAACUUUGUCACACUUAUAUGAUUCCUCUUGCUUUUUGUACAUCUGAAUGAAUCAAUAAAUAGAUUAAAUGUAAA